AUCUAUGAAAAUGAUUUUGCCCAAAGCUCAGAUCCUUAACUUUAUUAUGACAACGAUCUAAUUGUCUAUUUUUGCUCAUCCUACAUAAAAUCUGGUCGUGCAGCUUAGCAUUGGCUAUUGUUGGGCUUCUUCAAACAAGUUCAAUAAGUUAUGUUUAGCCCAAUAUGAUGCUAAACUCAAGUCUAAACUGUCACCAGCAAAGGCCCACUCCUAGCUCCAAACCCAGUUCAUUUUAAGUGUUCAACCUCGAUACACGUGAACGGUUGACUUGAUAUACUUCCUUUGAUCCAAUACGCUAAUAAAUUGGAUCAUGCAUUCUUUGACUUCCCAAAGCUUCAGUCUUCAGUGAGACGGUGACCAAUAAAAGCUUCAAAAAUAAUACUACUGCUAACUUUCAAAACUUCCAUUGACAGAAAACCCCUCCGAAUGACUCUUAAUUUUUAAACAACACGUACUAUGACAGUUUCAACUUCACUUUCAUGAGCUCUCCAACUAACAUCCAUUUUUUCCUUUGCCUGACACACCCUUUGCUUAAACCCUAAGGGUCUUUCACGAAUCUCCACAUUGCAUUACUUCAAAACUAAAAAAUAUGAAGAAAACUUACAAGCCUCUUUUUCUCAUUCUGAUCCCUCUUUCCAUCUCUGAAUCUUGAAAUGUCCAACAGUAAAGAAUCUAUGCUUAUAGCUGUCGUAGCGAUCUCUUUGUUGUUUGGAUCAUUGAACGUGCAUUCUCUACCAUGUGAAGACAGCAGAUGCAAAACUGGGUCAUGCAACAGAACUGGUGCUUGCAUUUGCAAUCUUCCGGAUCCAUCGACCAUCUUGGAUGGUGAUCGUCCUUUCCUUGGGGGAGAAUUCUGUGACACAAAAAUGACAAUGUGCGACGGGACUAAUUCGUUUUGGUGUGAAAAUGGUGGGAUCUGUGAGGAGAUUGUUCAAGGUGAGGACUACUCCUGCAAAUGUCCUCCAGGAUAUACUGGAGAGCGUUGCGAGCACCCAGGAGCUCCUUGUGGUAGGAUAUUCUGUUUUCAUGAAGCUGAAUGCCUGGCCCAAAGUGACGUAUGCCAAUGUCCUCCUAACUGGCAAGGAAGUGUUGAUUGCUCUCUCCCAACAAAGAACACAACAGAUUCCUCUAUGGAUUCCAUUACAUCUCAAUUGCCUCAUUGGAGAAGCAGUAAUAGUAGUACAAAUUGGAUUGUGGUGGUCGUGGCCAUUUCAUUCUCAAUAGGAGCAGUAGCAGGUGGUGCUAUAUAUGCCAAGAAAUUGUUUGGUAAGAAGGAAACCGCUCCAAAAUUUCAGCAGCUAUCACGAAUGAAAAGUCUUGGGAUUUUGGAUGAUGAUGACGAGGGUGAUACCAUGGUUCCAGAAAUGAGUCGUAAUGGUAAUCAGCGGCUUUAAUUGACAAAGCACUAGCCAUCUUAGAAAAGAUCUGGUCGUUUCAGUGUGAGGCAUUAUGUAGUUCAUGAGUUGUAAUUCACAGUUCACGGUACCAAUAGAAACUUUAUCUUUCCUGUUUGAUCUAUACCAAU
Molecule: messenger RNA, 1525 nt
Organism: Durio zibethinus
Lineage: Eukaryota; Viridiplantae; Streptophyta; Magnoliopsida; Malvales; Malvaceae
Source: RefSeq, a predicted model, not a curated record